This is a messenger RNA of Penicillium antarcticum, 648 nucleotides long. Its product is annotated as SNAP receptor SEC22. Gene Ontology annotation, biological process: endoplasmic reticulum to Golgi vesicle-mediated transport; retrograde vesicle-mediated transport, Golgi to endoplasmic reticulum; vesicle fusion with Golgi apparatus. The transcript is spliced from 4 exons. Bases 1 to 648 code for a protein of 215 amino acids. The record is from RefSeq and is a predicted model, not a curated record. Gene Ontology annotation, molecular function: SNAP receptor activity. Gene Ontology annotation, cellular component: endoplasmic reticulum-Golgi intermediate compartment; ER to Golgi transport vesicle membrane; endoplasmic reticulum membrane. NCBI's taxonomy places the organism in Eukaryota, Fungi, Ascomycota, Eurotiomycetes, Eurotiales, Aspergillaceae.
AUGGUCAGAUCAACGCAAAUUGCAAGAUUAGAUGGCCUUAUGUUGGCUGCCUCAGUCGACGAUGAGCAGGCUGAAUCGGAGCUCGCUGAGAUCAAGGGCCAGGCUAAAAUGAUCUUCCGCCGCUUGAAUCGCAAUUCAGCGCCUCAAGCCAGCAUUGAAUCCGGCCAAUACAAUCUCCACUACACUAUUCAAGACGACCUUUGUUUCCUCUGCAUUUGCGACAAAUCAUACCCCCGCAAGCUCGCCUUCACUUAUCUUGCUGAUCUGGCCACCGAAUUCACCACUACCUACAACUCCUCGCAAUACCUCUCCCCUACCCUCCGCCCGUACGCCUUUGUCGAAUUCGACACCUUCAUCCAGCGCACGAAGAAACUAUACCAAGAUGGCCGCGCAUCUCAGAACCUGGACAAAUUGAACGAUGAGCUCCGUGAUGUCACAAAGGUCAUGACGAAGAACAUCGAGGACCUUCUGUACCGCGGUGAUAGCUUGGAGCGCAUGGGCGAGUUGUCGGGAAGAUUGCGCGAGGACAGCAAGAAGUAUCGAAAGGCGGCUGUGCGUAUCAACUGGGAAUUGUUGUUGAAGCAGUACGGACCGUUUGCUGGUGUCGGGCUUGUCAUUUUCAUCCUUCUCUUCUGGCGAUUCUUCUGA